Molecule: messenger RNA, 735 nt
Organism: Xenopus laevis (African clawed frog)
Lineage: Eukaryota; Metazoa; Chordata; Amphibia; Anura; Pipidae
Gene: ctdnep1.L
Product: CTD nuclear envelope phosphatase 1 L homeolog
Exons: 8
Coding region: 1-735 (244 amino acids)
Cellular component (GO): membrane; perinuclear region of cytoplasm
Molecular function (GO): protein serine/threonine phosphatase activity; phosphatase activity
Source: RefSeq, marked provisional
AUGAUGCGGACUCCAGGGCUCCUCGGCCUCAGGGGCUUCGUGGCCUUCGCUGCCAAACUCUGGAGCUUCGUCCUCUACCUUCUCCGCCGGCAGUUCCGCACCAUUAUUCAGUACCAGACUGUGAGAUACGAUGUCCUGCCUCUCUCUCCUGCCUCCCGCAACCGCCUCAGUCAGGUGAAACGGAAAGUUCUAGUUCUAGAUUUAGAUGAGACCCUGAUCCAUUCUCAUCAUGAUGGGGUGCUGCGCCCCACAGUCCGACCUGGGACCCCUCCUGACUUUAUUCUUAAGGUUGUUAUAGACAAACACCCAGUGAGAUUCUUUGUACAUAAACGGCCGCACGUAGAUUUCUUCCUGGAGGUGGUGAGUCAGUGGUAUGAGCUGGUGGUAUUCACAGCCAGUAUGGAGAUCUAUGGCUCUGCUGUGGCAGACAAGUUAGAUAACAACAAGGGAGUCCUCAGGAGAAGAUUCUACAGACAGCACUGUACCCUGGAACUGGGCAGUUACAUUAAGGACCUGUCUGUGGUGCACAGCGACCUCUCUAGUGUCGUCAUUCUGGACAACUCUCCGGGGGCCUACAGGAGUCACCCAGAUAACGCAAUUCCCAUAAAGUCGUGGUUCAGUGACCCCAGCGACACGGCCCUUUUGAAUCUGCUGCCGAUGUUGGACGCUCUAAGGUUCACAGCGGAUGUCCGGUCAGUUCUUAGCCGAAAUCUUCACCAGCACCGACUGUGGUGA